This is a messenger RNA of Cotesia congregata, 1656 nucleotides long. The record is from the annotation of a GenBank genome assembly. Lineage: Eukaryota; Metazoa; Arthropoda; Insecta; Hymenoptera; Braconidae.
AUGUCUGAAGACUAUCAAGAAAAAAUAUUUUUAUUCCAAUUUCCCACUUGUACGACCAAUCAAAAUUACACAUUGGAAAUACCAUUAAAGAUUCCAUACAAUGGAUCAAUCAAAGAGUUGACAUACCGAAUAAUGAGCGCAUUCAAAUUGCCUUGUUAUGUCGAGAAAGAUUUGUUAAAUUCUCUGGAGCAGACAGUAAAAAACUGGACUCAAAAUUACUAUGACGAGCGAGACGAGAAGUUGAUAAAAUCCGCCAGGAGUGGAGAGAUAGAUUUAGAAAAGAUAAUCAAAAAUUGGGAAAAGGCUUACAGAGAAAAGACAGCAGAGUAUGCUCAGCCCAUGGGGACUACUGACGAGGAAUUGUUCGCGGCAGCUUACCAUAAGCUUGUACACUCGCCUUCCCUGGAACCGAUUUUACAAGCUGAACACAAGUAUGGUAAAGAUGUUACUGAUGUUAUUCACAUUAAAAACUCCGAGUAUGAUCAGUUGACUCAGAAACAAACAGAAGAAAUGCGAGUAGCUGUUGAAAAAUUAGAGCUGGGAUCGACUGAAAAAUCUAUUAAUGAAAUGGCUGCGAGACAUUUUGAAGAGCAAAGUUUAUUGCAAGGUCACUGGGGAUCUAGAAUAGACGCAUUGAAGUUGGAACAGAGGAGACAAUAUCGCAAUUGGAUCAUGAGAUUACUUGAAGAGCAGCAGACAAAUAUGCUUCCGACUCCAGUAGGAUCGCCAGUAGUUCCAAUGCCUUUUGUACCAGAAACAUUGGAAACUGUAGAAGCUAAGGAAAAAAUAAAAACCUCAGAUUAUCCUCAACUGGAAGAGAGUUUUACAAUCCACUUGGGGUCACAAAUGAAGCAGAUGCAUAACAUCAGAAUUUUAACCGGCGAUGUUUUAGAUUUCUGUCGCACUAAGAGUAAUUCUGCAAGUAUGGAACCAACUCCCCAAAGAUUGCAAACAGCAUUAGGACUGUACUCAAAUGAUUUGUGUGGAAUUGUCGUUCUAAGCGACAAUCAUCUAGGAAGUUACUCUGGCAUAACUAAAGAAUUAUCAACUAUAUGCCAGCUUACUACGGAGUUCCAUUUUCCAUCAAUGGAAGAGCAGUUGGAAAAAAUACGCGAUGAUGUCAAAGAAGCUGUCGCUUGGAGACAAGCUCAUCAUAAAGAUACCAACGAUUUACCAGUCAAAAAGUCAACUUUGAGUAAGUCGCUGCAGACUGGUGAUGUUUUUAUUACAAGACAUUCCAAUUUAGCUCAGGUUCAUGUUGUAUUUCAUAUGGUUAUUAAUGAUUCACUUAGAUCAGGAGAUAUAAAUUCAAGACAUCCAGCAAUAUUGGGAUUGAGAAAUAUUUUAAAAACAGCUUGUUGUAAUGACGUUACAACGCUUACUAUUCCCGUCUUAUUAGUACACGAAAUGACAGAAGAUAUGACAGUAGCCUGGUGUACAAAGCGCGCGGAACUUGUUUACAAGUGUGUAAAAGGCUUUAUGAUCGAAAUGGCAUCGUGGGGAGGAGCUGAACUAAAAAAUUUACAGUUCCUUGUACCCAAAGGCAUGUCCGAAGAAGUUUUUGGGACUUUGGCAACGAUGUUACCCAGUAUUUUCCGUGUAUCUAAUCCGUUGGUAUUCAAAGUAUCCAACGCGCCAGUUACUCCGAAAAAAUAA